AUGCAUUUCAUUCUGUUAAUUAUCACAUUCUGUCCACAUCUAUCUAUCUAUCUAUCUAUCUAUCUAUCUAUCUAUCUAUCUAUCUAUCUAUCUAUCUCUGUUAAUGUCUAUCUAUCUAUCUAUCUAUCUAUCUAUUUCUUAGAAGUAUCUAGCCCGUGUGUCUGGAGUGUCAGCAUCCAAAAGCCUAAAAACCAAAUUCUUUUACCCGAGAUGUUGCAGAGUAAUAGAGACAUAAAAUUUGAAUUCCCGAAAUCCGUAUCGAUUUCUGUUAAUAUCUGUCUAUCUAUCUAUCUAUCUAUCUAUCUAUCUAUCUAUCUAUCUAUCUAUCUAUCUAUCUAUCUAUCUAUUUCUGUCAAUGUCUAUCUAUCUAUCUAUCUAUCUAUCUAUCUAUCUAUCUAUCUAUCUAUUUCUGUCAAUGUCUAUCUAUCUAUCUAUCUAUCUAUCUAUUUAUUUCUGUUAAUGUCUGUCUAUCUAUUUUUUAAUAACUAUCUAUCUAUCUAUGUAUCUAUUUCUGUUAAUGUCUAUCUAUCUAUUUCUGUUAAUAUCUGUCUAUCUCUCUAUCUAUCUAUCUAUUUCUUAAUAUCUAUCUAUCUAUCUAUCUAUCUAUCUAUCUAUCUAUCUAUCUAUCUAUUUCUCUAUCUAUUUCUGUUAAUGUCUAUCUAUCUAUCUAUCUAUCUAUCUAUCUAUCUAUCUAUUUCUGUUAAUGUCUGUCUAUCUAUCUAUCUAUUUUUAAUAACUAUCUAUCAAUCUAUCUAUCUAUCUAUUUCUGUUAAUAUCUCUCUCUCUCUCUCUCUCUAUCUAUCUAUCUAUCUAUCUAUCUAUCUAUCUAUCUAUCUAUCUAUUUCUGUUAAUGUCUAUCUAUCUAUCUAUUUUUUAAUAUCUAUCUAUCUAUCUAUCUAUCUAUCUAUCUAUCUAUCUAUCUAUCUAUCUAUCUAUCUAUUACUGUUAAUGUCUGUCUAUCUAUCUAACUAUCUAUCUAUCUAUUUCUGUUAA
Messenger RNA from Acanthosepion pharaonis, 993 nucleotides. The record is from the annotation of a GenBank genome assembly. NCBI's taxonomy places the organism in Eukaryota, Metazoa, Mollusca, Cephalopoda, Sepiida, Sepiidae.